UGAGUCUCGAGUGCCAACGACGUUUGUUCCACUUGACUUGAUCUUUGACACUGCAUCCUAAAGCAGUCGCACAUCUCUGACCCACGCAUGCACACUCCGAUAGCUAGCCAGCUAGCUUGCGCUGCCAUUCGAUACUCGGAGCCUGCUGAGCGUCUGCAGCGCUUGCGUCGCAAUCCUUUCUCAAAGUUGACGCAUUCCCACUCUCGAGGACCAGCUCCCCUCUGCAUCAAAACCUCGGGCCACCAUCCUGCUGUGCACCAUGUCUCUUGCUGGUUCGUCUCGCAGCAACACCGCUAGGCUGGUGCUCUGUCGCACACUGACCGAGGCAGGUAGCAGCGCUCGGCUUCAACACGGCUAUCGGCUGAGGUCAGCAGCGCGCAGCUUCGUGCACCCAUCGAGCCACGCCUACUCCACUUGUUUCCCCGCAUGGAGUCUUGCAACGGGCCGGUCGCAAGCGCAUCCAUCACCCUCUCGUAUCUCUUCUGGUAGCCUCGCAAAGCACUUCAGCUCGGCGAGGCCCGCCAAUCAAGAAGCGACUCCCUCCACCGCUGCCACCUCCGAGUCCAAGGAAGCGGUGGGCGAAAGUGCCGCUGAGCAAAGCGAUCCUCGAAUCCUCGCUAGAUAUGCUGGUCCGCUAAGCAAGACGUUUCGCAGGUUGAAAAUUUUUUCCCUUUCUUCCUUGGGCCUUUCCACUUGCCUUGCUCCCGCCAUCCUCUUGGCACCCGCAGAAGUGGGCCUGCAAGGCAGGUUGGUGCUCUGCGCCGCUGCGCUCAGUACGUCUGGUACCAGCACUGCGCUGAUAGCAUGGAUUGCUGGGGCAUACACUACGAGCAUGAGGCUGGUGCGGCCAUCGAAGGAAGAGCGGGAUGCGCUCACCACCUCGUCCCACACGGAUCAGCCCUGGAUGGAAAUCGAAAACACGUCGUGGAGGCUGCAAAAGCUCGAGACCACAAUUUACGACUUGUCCUUCAUCAGGCCCACGCAGAGGCCCUUUGCGACUUGGGAGCUGACACUCACGCCCGAGCCCGCCGCUCUUGCAGAUCUCCCAAACAAUGGACAGGAGCAGGACACGCACGAAGUCGUCGUCUCCGAGACCAGAUUUGCGCAGAGCGGCAAGCUGAGAGGCAGAUUGUUGGUCAGGUAUUCCAAGGACGCUUUGACCAGAGGCGAGGAUGGGAGCUGGAGAGCGGAAGGAAGAAUUCUCAAGCAAGGCAAACCUUCCAGACAUUUUCAGGUCCACGAAGCGAUGCUGGGGGAGGAGUGGCAAGUGCUAGACUGAUGCGCGCGGGUCAAGUCGGCCAGCAGCGGAAAGAAUGGCAAUAGUCAUGAGUUGCAGCAUCAGUCGUAGCCUGAGCCGAUCGCAUCGCCCGCGCUGUGCUGGAAAGCUGGUUUGCGCGGAGAGGGCUAACUGCUCAUUGAAGUCGAACGGGUUGGGUAGAAACGUAAGCGCCUCUCUGGCACAUUUCAGAACGCACAAGCGUAGGAGUGGCUAAUCAUCUGAUGACUUGGGCAUGGCAUUGCUAUACUGGGUCAUCACCGCUUGCCUAUUCCACGAGCCUCUACAGCUUGUCAUCGUCCUGCCUAUUGUACGCAUCGUAGAGCUGUCCCACCCUCUCCCAAUCGAGCACCUCCCAAAAUCUAGCCAGGUAUUCGUCCUUUCCCUCCAUGCCGUAGUCAGGCAGCCAAGUGU
Molecule: messenger RNA, 1690 nt
Organism: Ceraceosorus guamensis
Lineage: Eukaryota; Fungi; Basidiomycota; Exobasidiomycetes; Ceraceosorales; Ceraceosoraceae
Exons: 1
Coding region: 260-1279 (339 amino acids)
Biological process (GO): mitochondrial proton-transporting ATP synthase complex assembly
Cellular component (GO): mitochondrial membrane
Source: RefSeq, a predicted model, not a curated record